AUGUGGCUUCUCCGCGUCUGUCUUGGCAGCAGCGAACUUCUCCACGACAUUGGUGGAUUUCACUUUGUCCAUGUUGGCCUUCAUCAAACCCUGAAGUGGCGUCUUUUCGAUGUUCCUCGAUGCACAACGCAUUGCAAUGCUGCACACUGGGCUGGCGGGUCGACUGGAGCUUUCAUUGGGCAGUGGUUGCGUGGCAUCGAAGCAAUCACGGCCUUUCGAACGGCCUUUGCUUUGGCCUUGCGUUUGCUGCUGGCCUUUGCCUUUGCGGCGCCCUUGGUGGGGUCAACAGCAUCUACCUUGGCUUCGCCAUCAUCCAUUUCAAAAUCAGGUAGCUGCACGCAGCAAUCGAAUGGCGCCAUAUCUAUAUGA
Cladocopium goreaui is the source of this 369-nucleotide messenger RNA. The record is from the annotation of a GenBank genome assembly. NCBI's taxonomy places the organism in Eukaryota, Dinophyceae, Suessiales, Symbiodiniaceae.